AUGGCAGCGGCAGGCGGGCGGCUCCUGGCUGUGGCUUACUCGGGGCGGGCGGGAUGGGGCGGGCCGCGCCGCAGCCUGACCGUGCCGCUUGUGCCCUCCCGGAGCGCCACCGUCACCCGCAGCGGCGCCAUUUUGCCCAAGCCGGUUAAGACGCCCUUUGGCCUCCUCAGAGUAUUCAGCGUUGUGAUCCCUUUCCUGUAUGUCGGGACUCAGAUCAGUAAGAACUUUGCAGCCCUACUUGAAGAACAUGAUAUCUUUGUCCCAGAGGAUGACGAUGAUGAUGAUUAAAGGAACUGUAAUGGAAGAACAGAAGGGAGAAAGCCUUUGACAAAGCAAUGGCUCCAACAUCUGUCACCUGUUUUGCUCUUCCUAAACAGGACAGGGGGCUCUGUAUCCCCUUUGCCAGCAAGUGUCCUAUGCAUGUCUGUGUGAUGGAAAUCUGUAGAUCAGGGUUGAAGGAAGUACUUGAUAGGCCCUGCAUCCUUGCACACACACACUCACCUCAUCAAAGACUGCUUGAGAUUCCUUUUAUUAGCAAUAUGGGAAACACAUAAAUUAAAGAUCAAGAGAUUGAGAUAUAUGA
Molecule: messenger RNA, 583 nt
Organism: Gavia stellata (red-throated loon)
Lineage: Eukaryota; Metazoa; Chordata; Aves; Gaviiformes; Gaviidae
Gene: SMDT1
Product: single-pass membrane protein with aspartate rich tail 1
Exons: 3
Coding region: 1-288 (95 amino acids)
Biological process (GO): calcium import into the mitochondrion; mitochondrial calcium ion homeostasis
Cellular component (GO): mitochondrial inner membrane; uniplex complex
Source: RefSeq, a predicted model, not a curated record